AUGGUGAAUGGGGUAAUCGAAAGGAUGCUUUUGUUAGCAGUCGUCUUCUUUGCUGAAGAAGUGGUGGAUGGGAAAUCAAGCACUCUGUUGACCGAGAAGGAAUUACUCGUAGAGGCGAAGUUAAAUGUAAUCAACAAGCCUGCAGUGAAGAGCAUUCAGAGCGAAGAUGGCGACAUAAUCGACUGCGUUGAUGUCUACAAGCAGCCAGCUUUCGAUCACCCCCAACUCAAACGCCAUACGAUUCAGAUGAGGCCCAGCGAUGAGCAUUUUGGCAGAAGAGAUGUGGCUUCUUCUCGGUCCUCUGUGCGUAUGCCUGCCCAAGUGUGGCAAAGGAGCGGAAGCUGUCCCAGUGGAACAGUACCUGUCCUCCGCGUCCAAGAACAUCACUUGCUGAAUGCUCCUUCCAUUACAAACUACGGAAGGAAGCCAUGGAAAGGCAUCACCAAGCACGAGGUUCGCGUGGCGAAUCAAACAGUUGCUGCAGGCGUCGAAGGCUUGCAUGCAUUCGGAGUGCUCGUUGGCAGUGGAUUCAACUACAUCGGUGCCAAAGCAAGCAUCAACAUCUGGAAUCCCUACAUGGAAAGCGACGACGAAUUCACGAGCGGCCAGAUUUGGCUUACGAAUGGGGAGUACAACAAUUCAGACUCCAUCGAGGUCGGAUGGAUGGUAAAUCCAAGUGUUUUUGGUGAUAGGAGAUCGAGGUUUUUCGUGUACUGGACGGCUGACUCGGAAAAGACGACGGGCUGCUUCAAUCUCCUUUGUGCAGGCUUCGUGCAGACGAGCAGCGAGAUAGCGCUCGGUGGUUCGUUUUCCGCCGUAUCUACGUACGACGGACCACAGUACGAAUUUUCUGUCAACGUGUGGAGGGACUUGGACAAUGGGAGAUGGUGGUUGAUGUACGGCGACAACGUCACCGUCGGAUACUGGCCGGCUUCUCUCUUCAGAGGGCUGACCAAGACAGCCACGCUGGUGGUGUUUGGAGGCGACGUGUACAGUCCGAGGAUGAAGCAGUCGCCCCACACGGCCACGGCCAUGGGUUCCGGCAGUUUCUCCUCGGAGCACUUCGGCCGCGCCGCCUUCAUCGGUAAGCCGCGGAUCAAGGACUACUCGGGAGAGUACAAGUAUCCCUAUCCCUUUGGGACGUUGAGCACCCAAACCAGCUGCUACAGUGCUGAGAACUACGCGGACAUCUUGUGGACGGAGCCCCUCUUCUACUAUGGCGGGCCUGGCAGGAGUAAUCCGUACUGCCAAUAG
Messenger RNA from Musa acuminata AAA Group (dessert banana), 1254 nucleotides. Its product is annotated as protein neprosin-like. NCBI's taxonomy places the organism in Eukaryota, Viridiplantae, Streptophyta, Magnoliopsida, Zingiberales, Musaceae. The record is from RefSeq and is a predicted model, not a curated record. Bases 1 to 1254 code for a protein of 417 amino acids. The transcript has 7 exons.